AUGGACCGACAAUCUACAAGAUCGGAUCAGGCGGUUCGUGAACUACUCACCUCCAACAUCUCACCGCCCCGCAUGCCAAGAACUAAAUAUGUGGAAUUCAACUUGAUGCUGAAAUUGAAAGUGAUUAUUGCACCAGAACAAGCCAUGACUAUGCCUGGACUUGUUCUAGACAGAAUCUCGGAAUAA
Paracoccidioides lutzii Pb01 is the source of this 186-nucleotide messenger RNA. RefSeq lists its product as hypothetical. Bases 1 to 186 code for a protein of 61 amino acids. The record is from RefSeq and is a predicted model, not a curated record. The transcript has a single exon.